GCUCUCGAGGAGGCUGCAACCACAAGGACGGUGGGCGCCGGGAUUUCAGAAGAUAUCACUGGGACACUCGGCACCGUGGCCCAGGACAACCCAACAAUUACGUCAGGCCGAAGUGAAGCCGGCUCUCCAUCCCGCAAGCGCAGACGACUGUCAAGUAUGAGGCCGGACGGGCUUUCAAGCACAAAUGGUCUUUCUCAAGGCUUGAUGGAUCCAGUAUCGGGUAAAGCCGGUCUGAAUGGUCAAGCUACCUCCUUUGCGAAUGGAGGGUCGCAGUCCAAUGGGGCCGGCAAGCCCUUGAUGAGCUCCUACUUUGGCCACAACCGGGAGGAAGUGACGCGGAUUCUCAUUCAAAGCCUGUAUGAGCUAGGGUACGACAGAGCAGCAUCCUGUCUGAGCUCCGAGAGCGGUUAUCAGUUGGAGACACCUGGAGUUGCAACGUUCCGCAGUGCCGUUCUCAAUGGUCGGUGGUCAGAGGCGGAGCGGAUCCUCAUACGAUCCUUCCGCAACAUGGGACUCAACGAGGAGGAGAGGGACGGGGUGGAGGAGACUAUUGUCUUGGUCGAGGAUGCAAGUCGCAAUGAGAUGCUGUUUUAUCUUCGCCAGCAAAAGUUCCUAGAGCUCUUGGAAAGCCGGGACCUCGCCUCGGCGCUUCAAGUUCUCCGACAAGAACUCACCCCUCUCAAUUUCGAUGUUGACCGGCUUCAUGCACUUUCAAGUCUGCUGAUGUGUCCCACUGAGCUACUACAUGAGCAGGCAGGCUGGGAAGGGCCGACGAGCUCGUCUCGUGAACGAUUAUUGGCCACACUGUCGAAAUCCAUAUCGCCUUCAGUCAUGAUUCCCCAGCAUCGACUGGCAAUCUUGCUGGACUACGUAAAACAAGGACAGAUCAGCAAUUGUCUGUACCAUAAUACAGCAGAACCUCCCUCACUUUAUUCGGAUCAUAUGUGUAACAAAGAAGACUUCCCCUCGGCUGUCAGCAGCACUCUUAACCAGCACGUGGACGAGGUGUGGCACUGUGGGUUCUCGCACGAUGGGACCAAGCUCGUCACUGCGGGUCAAGACCGCAAUGUACUGAUCUACGAUACGAGCACUUUCACGGUGAUCCAUCGUUUGGUUGGGCAUACAGAAGGAGUUGCCUUUGCAAGUUGGAGUCCAGAUGAUUCAAAACUUAUUACUUGCUCAAAGGACACAACCGCCCGUGUGUGGAAUACAGAGACUGGCAACUGCCUGUUGACAAUCACCCAUCAUUCCCACCCAGUCACCGCAGCUGGCUGGGCGCCCGACGGUCAGUCAUUCAUUACUUCAUCUCUUGAUGCAAAUUCGAGUCUUUGUCACUGGAGUAUGCGGGGAACGACCUUGCAUACCUGGAAAGAGGGAUUCCGCACACAAGAUUGCGCCAUUAGUCCGGAUGGUCGACGGGUCGUGGCUGCAGAUACUGUCGCGAAGAUCCACGUGUUUGAUUUCCACAGUCAUGAAAAGGAAUACUGUCUGUCCCUUCAAAGCAAAGCAACUUCCGUCACUAUCAGUCAGGACUCCAAACACAUGCUGGUCAACCUUGCCGAUGGCGAGAUCCAGUUGAUUGACAUAGACACUACCACUGUCAUUCGCCGGUUCCGGGGACAUCAACAGGGCAAAUUCGUGAUCCGGAGUGUCUUUGGUGGCGCCGCAGAGAAUUUCGUCGUCAGCGGAAGUGAAGACUCAAAGAUCUAUGUUUGGCACAAGGAAAAUGGGACUCUCGUGGAAACCCUGGAAGCUCACACGAAAGAGUGUGUCAACUCAAUAUCGUGGAGCCCAACGAAUCCAGGCAUAUUCGUUUCUGCGGGUGAUGAUAAGACCGUGCGCAUGUAUUUGGUCAACCAAGUUAGAGAGUCCUAUUGCGAUCGGGAGGACAAGUCAAAGACAAGGCUUGUCAUCUUUGACCUCUCAGAGGACGAGUGCUUUGCGAACGACGUCCGCAUUUUAAAGCAAUCAUGGACACCGCACAAUAUGUCGAGCGUGCCACACUGCCUUUUUGUAUGA
Messenger RNA from Penicillium diatomitis, 2019 nucleotides. RefSeq names its product WD40 repeat domain-containing protein. Gene Ontology annotation, cellular component: GID complex. Lineage: Eukaryota; Fungi; Ascomycota; Eurotiomycetes; Eurotiales; Aspergillaceae. The record is from RefSeq and is a predicted model, not a curated record. The transcript is spliced from 6 exons. The annotation marks the transcript as partial. Gene Ontology annotation, biological process: proteasome-mediated ubiquitin-dependent protein catabolic process. Gene Ontology annotation, molecular function: protein binding.